AAGGAGCUUCCACUCGCACUCCCUGUUUAGCCGCCCAAAACCAAAAACCAAAACCCGCUUUACUCAACUCUGACCCAUGUCUCACUCUCGGUGUGUGUUUAAAUAAAUACGACUCCAAGAUCUCAACCUCUUUUUCUUUGUACUUUCUUUCUAUUUUUCUCAUUCUCUUACUUUCUCGCUCUGAAAAUCCCCAGUCCUCGAGAAUUUCUUGGAGCUCUAUCUCUCUCAUUUGAGAGAAUUAGGGCAAAAUUUGGAUCCAUUUUGGAUUAGGAAAAUGGAAGCUAAGUGUAGUGAAUUCUUGUAAGAAUUCUAGCAAGUUCUUUUUUGUUGGUAAUCCAAGUCGUUCCAGCGAUUCAUGCUCUACUUUCUUGAUUAAUUUUGUGGUUUCGAAGUCUCUUUCGUAAUGGAGUCGAUCUGGAGCCACAAUGCCACUACAGAAGCUUGGCAUUUGGUCAUUGCAAUUUUCUUCGCUUUUGGAUUCUUCGCCGCAAGGUUCUUGUUCGACAGAUUCGUAUUCCGUAGGCUGGCCAUCUGGUUAUUAAGUAAUGGGUCCGUUCCACUGAAGAUUGAUGAGGCUACCCGUGCAAAGGUUGUGAAAUGCUCAGAGUCAAUGUGGAAGCUAACGUACUAUGCAACUGUUGAAGCGUAUGUUCUCAAAAUUACUUAUAAUGAGCCAUGGUUCAGAGACACAAAAGAUUACUUUAGAGGCUGGCCUGAUCAAGAAUUAAAGAUUUCGGUAGUGUUUUUCUAUAUGUGCCAAUGUGGAUUCUACAUCUAUAGCAUUGCUGCACUCCUUGCAUGGGAGACCCGAAGGAAGGAUUUUUCAGUGAUGAUGUCUCAUCAUGUAAUUACUGUUUUCCUGAUUGGGUACUCGUACAUUACAAGAUUUUUCCGAAUAGGCACAAUCAUCCUUGCUUUGCAUGAUGCGAGUGACGUGUUAAUGGAAGCUGCAAAGGUUUUUAAAUAUGCAGAGAAAGAGCUGGCGGCAAGUGUAAUCUUCGGAUGUUUUGCCAUUUCAUGGUUCAUACUGCGGCUGGUAUUCUUUCCCUUUUGGGUUAUAAAAGCAACAAGCUACGAUCUCAUUGGCUUCUUGAACCUACCGGAGGCCUAUCCCACAUCAUUGUACUAUGUUUUUAAUACACUGUUACUCAUGCUGCUUGUUUUCCACAUAUACUGGUGGUUGCUCAUAUGCUCCAUGAUCAGGAGACAGCUGCAAAAUAGAGGAAAAGUUGGAGAAGAUAUUAGAUCUGAUUCAGAAGACGAUGAUUAGAUGAAAGAUAUUGUUGAAGAAAGUUUUUUCACUUGUGGUGAUCUCAGCAUUGGCGAGACUACUUUGACUUGUUUGUAAGUCUAUAUUGCAUUGAAAGUGGUUAUUACCUUUAGGAACCAGGAGGGGGUUGAUAAUUUCUUUCUUUUUCAAUUUUUCAUCAAUUCUUCUUGGGUUAGAGAUAUACUAUAUGGAGGUAGGAACAUGAAGCAUGCUCAUGAUCUUUUUGGUGUAUAAAAAAUAAUAGGAAAUUCCUGUAUAAUUGUUUUUCUUUUUCUUUUUUUUUUUCUGGUAAAAAAUAAAAAAAAUUCACAAAAUGCGAAAGAAAAAUGAUUCUUUUCCAUGUUAUGUCUGGCUUUGUUUAGAUUUUGAGCUAGUAAGAGGAAUGAAGUCGUGGACCGUGUUAUGGGACAAUUGGUUGCUUACUCAUUAUUGCUAUUGGUCCAGAAACGAAACACAAUGAACUUUGUUGGACAUACAUUUCCAGAUGCCAAAAUAUAUAUGAGAAAUGCUUGGUGAAUGCUAUUUUUUUUUUUUUUUUUCAAAUUUAUGUUUGUAAGUUGUUGCUUCUUAGAAUGUAGAAUUCGAUGUCUUUAUUUUGGAGAAGUUGUCUUUCAUCUCAUAGCUUACUGUAUAACUUGGACGUUAGAGCACAGUAUUCGGCAGUACCAAAGAUCUAAUACACUAUAGAGACGUGAUUACAUUUUUAGUAGUGUAUU
This is a messenger RNA of Ziziphus jujuba (common jujube), 1986 nucleotides long. RefSeq names its product ceramide synthase LOH2. Lineage: Eukaryota; Viridiplantae; Streptophyta; Magnoliopsida; Rosales; Rhamnaceae. The record is from RefSeq and is a predicted model, not a curated record. Gene Ontology annotation, biological process: ceramide biosynthetic process. Gene Ontology annotation, cellular component: membrane; endoplasmic reticulum. The transcript has 6 exons. Gene Ontology annotation, molecular function: sphingosine N-acyltransferase activity. The coding region runs from base 404 to 1270 and encodes 288 amino acids.